Messenger RNA from Haliotis rufescens (red abalone), 4391 nucleotides. RefSeq lists its product as uncharacterized. Bases 603 to 2558 code for a protein of 651 amino acids. The record is from RefSeq and is a predicted model, not a curated record. NCBI's taxonomy places the organism in Eukaryota, Metazoa, Mollusca, Gastropoda, Lepetellida, Haliotidae. The transcript is spliced from 8 exons.
GGCGAAUGGCUCGACGGGAUUUCAGAGAAACGCUAAUUCCUCUCCUCAACACCAGCAGGGAAGAGGAACUUUAUCAUAAGUUGAUUUCCAGAAACAGCCGAUAUGUCAAAAACGUGGAUGUAAGUUAUAACAAACCGCAAUAACAGCCCACGAAAAACAUACGCGAAAUUUAGGGAAUUCGUAAAAACCUUGAAAAGGACGUUAUAUUUAGAUUAUGUUAGUCAUUUCAAACGAUUUGCUCCAGAAAAAAAGCAAAGAGGAUCUGAUCUUUUUCUGAAGAUAUCACCGGUAUUUUCAUCACAACUAUCUCUGAUUGCUUCGGUGAGUUCUCAGCUGAUAAGGGCUACAUCCCUGGACAGUUGCGCGUGCAAAUUACCGCCGCGUUGAGUCUCUUGUGGCCGGCAGCAUCGGUAAGGGGGCUAGGAAUAGCGGCAAUUAUCGGGGUUAGACACAGGUAAUACUAUACGGUUCGGGGGCGUGAGGAAAGCUUGUGAUAUAAUUUCUGGCACAGAACUUGGUUCGGUGUGGCUGUGAUUCUUCAGUGCCAUGCGGUAGUGUAAACUAGCAGAUACAAGGACGCCCAGGACACUACCUGUUCCACCAUGUUGGUACUUGGAUAUAUAGCUGUGUUUUGUGUCCUUCACGUCCACUCCACUCCAGGCACUAAAGAUAACUCCAUCCUGCUUCAUACGUUAAAAAAGAGAGAUGUUGCUGACCAGAUUGGGCCCAUUCCAUACACACAACACCAGCCGCAACCUAUUUCAGAUGCUUCUCAGGACGUGGGCGGUGACGACUCCGUGUACGGUCACACAGCCAUCCUGAACCCAAACCUCGAUCAGAGCGACCAGCAAUAUUAUGACGCAUCACGUGCACACACGACCCGUACACCAUUGUACCGACAAUACUCGCCAGAACUUGGCGGGUCAUCUGGAAGGGCGUCGCACGAAUACUCUAGUUCCCAGAGCUACAGCAGUCAGUCGGGCAGUCAGUCGGGCAGUAGUCGCACACCCACACACACUCGGUCCACAGGUACCCAGACCCAAGCUAGUCAGUCUGGACUCGACGAAGGGUAUGAUACCCCGAGUUUAAGGACCUACAACAGCCCUGCUCAGACCAACAACCAAGAUAAUGUUGAUGAUUCUCAAGGCAAUCCUACUCGAACUGGCCAAAGCCGGGGCACACAGACUGAUCCACGAUACACGGGGUAUGUGUAUAACCCAGGUACAGGUGGUGCGACGGCAACGUAUAGCCCCACCGGAACAAGAAGACGCGACCCGACACAGACAGCCGGGAGGUCUACAAACACAGGUACAUAUUACAGUGGUGGCAGCGGGCCUACGGGAAGACGUCCUACGGUCGCUGCUAGUUAUCCGUUGGGUCCUAUACUCUCCACUGGCGGAGGGCAGCCACUGGACAGGCGACAGCCAAAUACCGGGCAGCAGGUGUUCCGCCAGACGCCCGGCUACAGAACCUACACAGUUGGAGGCCAGCAGCCGUACUAUUCCAGUUCGAACCAGUACACCUACAGCACCAGACAACAGCAACCCUCAUAUACCGUUAGACAGCAGCAGCCGCACUAUGGUGGAGGAGGUCAACCAACUCAUACUGGAGGUCAACCAACUUACGCUGGAGGUCAGCCGACUUAUACUGGAGGUCAGCCGACUUACACAGGAGGUCAGCCGACUUACACUGGAGGGCAAGCCACUGGCCAGGGAUAUGUUCCUUACGGAUAUAAUCCAUCUGGACAACAGUAUCCAUACAAUCCUAACCAUGGGCAGAACUGUCCGGAGACUGGUAUCCGGAUGCGAAUCAAUGGCAUGGACUGUGCCAGGGCUGUCGACUUCUACGGGUCUUUUCUGUGCUAUCGACAUGAAUUCACAUCAAGGGAGUGCUGCGAGAAGUGUCGGCCCCUUAAGAAUGCCGCCAGUGUUGGGUGCGAGUUUGGAGACCACUCCUAUCAGUGUCGCCAGAUACAGCCUCACGACUGCUACGACCUGAGGAACAGACAGAGUUGUUGCAACACCUGUGACCAACAUAGGUCAGGAGAGGCUGGGUGUGAGUAUGGCGACAUGACCCCCAGGUGUGAGAGAGUCACACAGAACCCCAGCCUGUGCUACAUCCCCGAGAACCAACGCCUCUGUUGUCACACGUGCAGGAGGUUGCGGGGCAGCGACGAGAGUCAGGUGUGUCCGUGGGGUGACCAGAACGCCAACCUUUGCCGGCCGUUUGACCAGUACGGUGGGGUACGAAUCAACUGUUACGCUGAGCAGAUACGAAGACUCUGCUGCCAGACUUGUGAGCGACUCAGAGCCCGGAUGCCUAACAAUAUUGUCGGUUGUGAGUACGGAGAUCGUCCUGUUAUUUUCAACACGGGAGAAUUCGGCAGCUUGAACUGUACGUCGUUCUUCCGUCACUUCCCUGUAGAGCAGUGCACGGUCAACCAAGCCGUGGCCAUCAACUGCUGCUUCACCUGUCACCGCUACCAGGAUGGGGGCAGGCAGCGACAGCGGGUGGAGCGACAACAGGCGUCGGGGCAGGACGCCGCAGGGAGAGGGUAACCGGGGAGGGGCUCCAGUCGUCGAUACUGCUACCUAGUCAUCGUUUAACUGGAAAUAGUCAUGGCGUUCCCAAUAUGGGUCCGUUCAGGUUCUGGUUUUGGUGAAUGACUUUUUGACUAGCACGUCGUUGACAUCAAACUUCGAAAUGAUGAACUGAAUUUUAAAUCCAUCUCAAUAUUUUAAUCAAUAGGUCGACAAGUACGUGUAGGGCUGCGACUACAAAUGGGACUUUUAUACUCCUUAACACGUCGGAGUUGGCCUUGCCGUGUAUUUCAACGUCUGCUUGUGUAGGGUAACAUCGACUUAGAUCACAUAUAAACACCAUUGUACUGCUAGUCUCAGCACAUGACGAUGGUUGGGUAGGACAUUUUUAUCUAUGUAAACUUUCAGUCGUGUAAGAUAUAGACGCAGUUGCGGUGAUAUCAUCUGUAUCGACGCCCAGAAAGGGGUCUUCAGAUCCCGGGUAGAAACCGAGAUCGUCUCCUCCUUAGGGACUAAUAAACAUAACGUACUCAUUGAUGGGAUUCACGGCAUUAUUCGUAAAACACUGGUUUUAUACUUCGUGGUAUGAUUGUGCAAAAUACACAUCUUUAUAUUUAACCCCGUUACUUAUAACUAUACAAAGCAACACAGGAAAAACCCGUCAACAUAAGGAAAAUAUAACCAUCAGAUUAAGGGGUAAGAGGUAUCCCUGAACGUUGUGUACGUACAGUAAGAAGAUGCUAUCAUAAUUAUCUCCCCUUUCAGUAUAUCUACAAUGACGCUCCUCUGUUUCUUACUAAUACAGAAUAGUUACCAUCCCUUAACUCACAAACCGCUAUACCAUAUGAUGUCAUGCUUUAACUCCGUCGUUUAACGCAGUAUUGUCAUCCCUCACACACAGUACCCGCACAUUGUAACUUCCCUCUGAGCAUGCGGAUUAAUACAACACGUCACAAGGUCAGACACAAGCUCCUCACAGCGAUAGCCCGUUCGCGGAGCUCUCUAUACUAUCGCGGCCACCAGUCAAAACUCCCCACGGUGAUAGGUGGUCACAACCAUGCUUGGAGUUGAACUCGCAACCGACGGACCGUUAUGCUUACAAACAAGCGAUGACAGUCGUGACGCCGAAUAUUCUUACCGUAACUAAAUUGUUUUCUUUGUUUGUCAAUUUGAAUUUAUAUUUCAUUUCAACUAUCAUGUAAUUGGUAUAGUAAGAAUGUAAGGGGGAAUUUGAGUGAUUUUCCGUUCGUCUGCAAUCUCGAAUCAAUCUGAUCAAACAAACAAAAAGUUAAAUUCAUCUGGGAAAUAGGGUCAGUCGUAAACCUUUUAAAAAAUAACUGUACUGGCAUUCCCAAAUACAUAGACAAAAGUAUAAACGUUACUACAUUUGGGGUUGGGGGCCAACUUUCAAGAUUAUUGUAAUGGCCGCGCCCACACUGGUUAUCGAGAAUGUAACGACCGUGUCACGCGCUGGGAAGGACUUAGGUAAGACGGUGGCAACAGUCAAUAUAGUUCCAACUGAAACUGUACAGGAGACAUUGAGUUUCGAUGUGAGGCCGUUAUUUUGAUAAUAAUGACAAAGACAUGGUAUAGGUUCUCAACAUGUUUCAAUGGACGUUUGGUAGACAGGGCGAAGCCAUGUUUGUUAUAAACACUGAAAGUAGUACCUACCCGACCUUAUAUAAUUGCAUAUUUAUCCGUAAAUGAUCCUGAUAAGAAACCUAGCCAUUAUGUUAUACUUGUAUAUAUCCUAUCAUAUGUAAAUCACACGAACUGUAAUAAAGAUAUCUUGUUUUGCGGUCUAUGUUGGAAGUUAAUGUAGGAAAGCUGAUAUAUAGAGGUUAUCACGCG